AUGCUAAAAGAUCUCAACUUCAACCCUCUAAGAUCAUGGGAAUCGUUCCAGAAAUUCUGGUUUGCUCGCUUCUGGCACUUCUUCGGCGAAAAGUUCAAGUUCCUGUUUGCGCCUGAUAUUGAAGCGCUCCUGCCCCAGGCACACGGGGUGGUUCUGGAAGUCGGGUCGGGCUCCGGCGACUGGAUGUACCUCUUCGCGCCGGAGAGAAACCGUAACGUCACGAAGUUGUUGCUGCUGGAACCGAACCGGGAAUUCCACGAGACGCUGCGGACGCGCGCGGAGCAACUGGGCCUGAAAGACAGGUGUGAGGUUCUCGAUGGCGGGGUGGAGGAUUUGCAGCGGUUGGGCAUUGAGCCGGGGACGAUCGAUACGAUUUCCACGGUGCAUGUUUUGUGCAGUGUGUCUGCACCGGAGGUCCUCAUCACCAAGCUGUACGAGUGUCUGAAGCCGGGAGGUGACUGGGUGGUGUAUGAGCAUGUCAAAAUCGACGGCGGAAAGUUCCUUCCGCGGGCUUUUCAGAUGAUUGUUGAUCGUGUGUGGCCGGUUUUCCUGGACGGGUGCACGAUCACUCGUGAUACAGAGCAUUUGCUUCGCACUACUGGGAAAUGGGAAUCUGUUGAGCUCCGGCCGGGUGUGAAUCAAGGCCAAUUCAGUCAGCUCCCUCAUAUCCGAGGUGUUCUGGUCAAAGCAAAACAGAGCGGGAAGGAAAUGUGA
Molecule: messenger RNA, 714 nt
Organism: Aspergillus ochraceoroseus IBT 24754
Lineage: Eukaryota; Fungi; Ascomycota; Eurotiomycetes; Eurotiales; Aspergillaceae
Product: class I SAM-dependent methyltransferase
Exons: 2
Coding region: 1-714 (237 amino acids)
Source: RefSeq, a predicted model, not a curated record